Dendroctonus ponderosae (mountain pine beetle) is the source of this 426-nucleotide messenger RNA. RefSeq names its product dynein regulatory complex subunit 2. The record is from RefSeq and is a predicted model, not a curated record. Gene Ontology annotation, biological process: axonemal dynein complex assembly; cilium-dependent cell motility; regulation of cilium movement. The transcript has a single exon. Gene Ontology annotation, cellular component: axoneme; axonemal dynein complex. NCBI's taxonomy places the organism in Eukaryota, Metazoa, Arthropoda, Insecta, Coleoptera, Curculionidae. Bases 1 to 426 code for a protein of 141 amino acids.
AUGGCAGGAAAAAAGAAGAAAUCUCUGGCCAACAAACUGGCGAAAAUGUCCGAUGAAGAACGGGCGCGCUACCUGCAGCACAGGGCUGAAAUGGAGGAAGAAGCGAAAAGGCGCAAAGAGCAAUUGAUUGCCAUUUUCAUGAAGAAAAAAAUCAAGAAGGAAGAAGCAUUUGCUCGCCUGAACUUGGCCAAAAUCAACCAAAACUGGCACCAAAUAAUGAGGACCAUCAAGGUAAAGGAAAUGAAGAGCGACGUGGAGUAUCUGAAGGCCUGGAUUGAAAGGCUGGUGGAGAACAAGAACAAUCGAAUAGCCAAACUGAUGGAAGAACUGGAGGAUGCAGAGGAGCAGUAUAUGAAUAACUUCAACUCCCAUUCGCGGCACUUGGAUGAAAUAAUUGGUGAGGCAUCGAAAGAUAGUGUCUGCUGA